Messenger RNA from Fusarium verticillioides 7600, 657 nucleotides. RefSeq lists its product as hypothetical. Gene Ontology annotation, molecular function: phosphopantetheine binding. The transcript has a single exon. Gene Ontology annotation, cellular component: cytoplasm. The coding region runs from base 1 to 657 and encodes 218 amino acids. The record is from RefSeq and is a predicted model, not a curated record. Gene Ontology annotation, biological process: secondary metabolite biosynthetic process; amino acid activation for nonribosomal peptide biosynthetic process. NCBI's taxonomy places the organism in Eukaryota, Fungi, Ascomycota, Sordariomycetes, Hypocreales, Nectriaceae.
AUGGCUCGUCUCUUGGGACAACUAGGGCACUUGAUCAAGGUCCUCAGAGACUCAUCGGAUGAGCAGCUGUCUGUGGGAGAACUUAACAUGAUCACACAAGAAGAUCAAGCUGAGAUCCAGAGCUGGAACUCACACCCCAUCCCUUCCCAGCCAACCCUCAUCCACAAAGAGAUGCUCAAAACAGCUUCCCUCUCCCCUGCCAAUCCCGCAAUCUGCGCUUGGGACGGAGAAUGGACAUACUCUGAGCUUGACAACAUCACAUCUCGUCUAGCAGCACUCAUCAAGUUCAGCACCUCAGACCAAGAGCAUGCGAUACUCCCCAUUUACCUUCAGAAGUCAAAAUGGGUCGUCGCUUCAAUGCUAGCGGUCAUGAAAGCCGGCCAUGCCUUUACGCUUAUUGAUCCGAAUGAUCCGCCUGCUAGAGUAGCGCAGGUCGUUGGGCAGACGGGCGCGACAGUUUCGCUUACUUCCAAGCUUUACAGUAGUAAAGUACGAGGCAUUGUUGGACGCUGCAUUGUUAUUGACGAUGAGCUUGUUCAAUCACUCAUUUGCACCUGCGCCUCGAAGCCAGAUCUUGUACUUGCUGCGGUUGCUCCUGAGGACCUAGCCUACGUGAUCUUCACAUCUGGUAGCACAGGCGAUCAAAGGGCAUCAUGA